Peromyscus eremicus (cactus mouse) is the source of this 699-nucleotide messenger RNA. It is a transcript of the gene Bsx, whose product is annotated as brain specific homeobox. Gene Ontology annotation, biological process: regulation of DNA-templated transcription. The transcript has 3 exons. Gene Ontology annotation, molecular function: DNA binding; DNA-binding transcription factor activity, RNA polymerase II-specific. The record is from RefSeq and is a predicted model, not a curated record. The coding region runs from base 1 to 699 and encodes 232 amino acids. Lineage: Eukaryota; Metazoa; Chordata; Mammalia; Rodentia; Cricetidae.
AUGAAUCUCAACUUCACCUCCCCUCUCCACCCGGCAUCUUCUCAGAGGCCCACAUCGUUCUUCAUAGAGGACAUUCUGCUACACAAGCCCAAGCCGCUGAGGGAGGUGGCCCCUGACCAUUUUGCUAGCUCUCUGGCCUCUAGGGUGCCUUUGCUAGACUAUGGCUACCCCCUUAUGCCCACACCCACCCUCCUCACCCCUCAUGCCCAUCACCCUCUGCAUAAGGGGGACCACCAUCAUCCUUAUUUCCUGACCACCUCGGGGAUGCCGGUCCCGGCGCUGUUCCCGCACCCGCAGCACGCCGAGCUGCCGGGGAAGCAUUGCCGGCGCCGCAAAGCUCGCACCGUGUUUUCUGACUCGCAGCUCUCUGGCCUGGAGAAGAGGUUCGAAAUCCAGCGCUACCUGUCCACACCAGAGCGCGUGGAGCUGGCCACAGCCCUCAGCCUCUCCGAGACUCAGGUGAAAACGUGGUUCCAGAACCGGCGGAUGAAGCAUAAAAAGCAGCUGAGGAAAACUCAAGACGAACCCAAAGCCGCAGACGGGCCCGAGAGCCCAGAGGGCAGCCCCCGGGCCCCAGAGGCCGCGGUGGCCGACGCUCGGCUGAGUCUGCCCGCCGGCGCCUUCGUGCUUACGGAGCCGGAGGAUGAGGUGGACAUUGGGGACGAAGGCGAGCUCAGCUCCGGGCCGCACGUGCUCUGA